AUGCAUCCAAAGUCCCAGACAGAUCUUCGUGCUUAUUUGAGAUCUUUACAAGAAUUAGAAACUCAAAAUAAAAUUGAUUGGUACUGGUCAGACUUUACAAUUUUAAAAAGUACUGACGAGGUAACUUAUAAAGACUGCGUAAAGUUUUGGAAAAAAGUUUUAGUUGAAACAAGUAAUCGUGGUUUACUGGGGGAAGAUAUAAUAUGUUUAGAAACAAAUGAAACUUUGGAAGACAAUUUUCAAAAUAAAGGGUAUAGCCCAUUAAGCUUGCCUUGUGUCAUUCAAGAAAUGUAUAUGAACAAUGAACUAAUACCUGCUGAUGAGUUUAUUUCUUCACGAAAUCUGUCCUGGACAAGCUGGAUAGUUUCAAAAUAUAUAGUGAAUCCGAUUUAUUGGAGAUUACAAAAGUUAAUUAGUUCUGGAAAUUAUUAUUCUGCAAAAUGGGUUAAAAUGGAUACAUUGAAAGAAGCUGCUUGUCGAGUCCUUCAACAUCAAGAGAAACAUGGAAUUAACGGGGUCACUGAUAAUCUUUAUACUUUAUCAACAUUCAAAGCUGAAUUUUCAGCCGUAGCAAUGCCAAAUGUUACAUUAUCAGAUUUUGAUAUAAAGAUUUUAAUAACAUAUUUGGAGUCUGAACGUAAAGUUUUGAUAACGGAUUCCUUGCACGAAGAUGUUAAUAAAAAAGAAAGUGACAUGAUUAUUAAAUUUAGAGCGAAAAAUCUUAAUGCUAAUGCUAAAUUCGAAAUUACUUCAAUUGAUCGUGGGAUCAUUUAUAUCAAGGAAACUUGUGAUAAAUUACAUCAGCAAAUUCAUGACAUAGAAGAGCGGAUAAAAGAGUGGGUAUUUCAAAACUUGUUAGUUAUAGUAACUUCUUGGGAUACUUAUCAGGAUUUUAACUUUUUUCUUAGAGUAUCAACCAAAAUUCAUAAUUACAUUCUUCGAAAACAAAAGGUUAUGGCAAAGCAUCGUUUGCGACAAAAGAUACACCUGGAAAAAGUUUUGUCGAAAAGGGUUGAAUCUUUGGAAACUGUCGAGAGAAUUCUUUUAAAGAUUCAAGGAGCAGCAUCAGAUGCAGAAAUAAUCGACAUAUAUAACGUUAGUGCAAAUACUUUACAUGAUUUUAUGGCCUCAACUGGACUCACGGUCGAUUCUGUAGACACCACGAUAGAUAAGUUACAAGAUAUUUUGGCAGAUCAACAAGAAAUCGAUGAGGCCAUGAAACUAGGAAGUGACUCUUUAGUUGAUACCCAAGACGAUGAAUUAGAACAGGAAUUAGAAGAUUUGUUGUCAAAUGAAACAGUAAAGGAAACGGUAAAGGAAUCUCCAACAACCGUGCCUACGAAGCCUUCAGUACCUCAACAGAUAAUUAACAAUGAAGAUACUAUCAAACCAAAGAAUCAAGAUGAUAAAAUUAUUAUAAACCUAAUUAAUACUUCUCCAAGGGCUCCCGUCGAAUUGCCGUCUACAAAUUCUUCCACAUUAAAUAAGAUACCUGUAAAUUCAUGUACGAGUCCACAGAAACCAAAUAACCUUUAUAUUCCAUACCCCAUUUUAAGCGGACGAUUACAGGCUUCCCGGUCAAUUCUUGAAGAAAUGGUUUUGGAUUUACCGGUUGAAACUACGUUAGAAAUGAACACGCGCGCAAAAACCGCUGGUCUUAUAAAAGAAUUUUUUUCUUCUUCUAAUUAUGCCGUCGUAGGUGCUUCAACAGAUCCCUCGAAAUAUGGCAAUAAGGGAUUAAACUGUGCUCCGAAUUUAUCUUCGUUACCAAACAUUGAUCCUAAUAAUACAUCUAUUUCGAUAAUAACUCAGCCAAAUGUGUCAAAAGAUAUAUUGAAAGAGGCGACAAAAUUGGGAAUUAGUCGUGUAUGGCUUCAACCAGGGGCUGAAAACGUUGAAUGUCAAGAAUAUGCAAAUAAAAUUGGAUUGCAAAUAAUUAGUGGUGGUCCUUGUGUUUUGGUUAAUGGGAUUAAACGUUAG
Molecule: messenger RNA, 1980 nt
Organism: Dentiscutata erythropus
Lineage: Eukaryota; Fungi; Glomeromycota; Glomeromycetes; Diversisporales; Gigasporaceae
Source: the annotation of a GenBank genome assembly